Seriola aureovittata is the source of this 2048-nucleotide messenger RNA. RefSeq names its product cd22 molecule (gene cd22). The record is from RefSeq and is a predicted model, not a curated record. Lineage: Eukaryota; Metazoa; Chordata; Actinopteri; Carangiformes; Carangidae. The coding region runs from base 89 to 1201 and encodes 370 amino acids. The transcript is spliced from 7 exons.
GUUUACAUUUCCAGAAGAGUGAACCUCUAAGUUGUUCUCUGCCUCUGGAUCCAUGCUUCCUGCUGUGCUUUGUGUUUUGUAUUGAUUUAUGGAAACGAUGAUCUCAAUGCUGGUGCUUCUGAUCAUGACAGAAGGAUCUGGGAGUUCUAGUUUUCCAGUGACUUUUGAAAAUCAGGAUCCUUGUGCUGUAAAGGGAUCUUCAGUGGAGUUCAGGUGCUCGUACAGCUACAAAGAUGGGGAAACGGUUAGAAAGACUGCGUGGUACAAAGGGAAAUUAAUAGAUGGCAUCUGGAAACGUGUUCUGCUUUCACAUCUGCCUUCAUAUGAAAAUCGUACUGAAUAUCUUGGUGACCAGCAACAUGACUGCAGCCUUGCAAUUCAUGACCUGCAGGACAAUGACACUGGAUAUUACUACUUCAGGUUUGAUACGGACACAUAUGGAUGGCGUAGUAAAAAUUCGGUGUAUCUGUCUGUCACAGAGCUGAUGGCCAACGUGUAUCCAGAGAGAGUGAGAGCAGGAGACAAUGUGACUCUUGAAUGUGAAGCAUCCUGCCAACUUUCUGGCACCGUCUGGUUCAGAGACGGACACCCAGUAGCCAAACCAGAGUUCUCGGCUCAGGCAGAAGAUUCUGGAAAUUACUUAUGUGCCGUCCAAGGACAGGAGUCAGUGCACUCUGAGCCUGUGGCUCUGGAUGUUCAGUAUCCUCCAUUUAAUGUUUCCAUCGAGGUGAGUCACCCUGGCCGUCUGGCAGAGGGCAGCAGUGUGAAUUUGACCUGCACCAAUGCAGCUAACCCUGCAGCAGACAGCUACACCUGGUCCUGGGGUUAUGUGUCCAGCUCCAGCUCCAUGCUGCAGGUGGGCUCAGGACAGGUGCUGUCUCUUCUCUCUGUGGAGGCGUCCCACACCGGACUCUACCUCUGCCAGGCCAAGAACAGUGUGGGGGAGAACAACUCAACUGAGGUGCUGCUGACAGUGUAUCAAACAGACAUUUGGAACAACCGUUUCAUCCUCCUUAUUUGUAUUGGAGUCAAAGUUGUUACUGUGCUCUUGCUUCCGCUGGUUAUUGUCUGGGCUUGGAGGAAACGACAUAAUUCUGCUGUGGAUGAAAAGGAUGAGGACAGCCAUGAUUAUGAAAACAUCAGCCACAUCCAAAUGGGUAAAACCAGCAACAAUAAAAAAACAAAACAGGAUUACACAUAGGGAAAUGUCUGUUUAAAGAAACUACAGAACCAUGAUGCCAUUUGAUUACACCAAAUACACAACUUGGCUCUCUGGCACAGGAAUGUCUGUGGUUUGUUUGUUGCCUCGAGCUCAACUGAGCUCAACCAAAAACAGCUGGACUUAGAGCUGAGCAGCAAGUUUGUCUGCUUGAAAAAUGCAGCUGCACCUCUCACUCCUUCCCGCCUCUGUCCAUGUCAUCCCUGAUUUGAAUGUGGCCUUUGUUGCCGUGACUGUAGCAGUCAGUGUAGUAGUAACAAUUGUAUCAUUAUUACUAUCAGUCGUAGCUCUCCCGGCUGAAUGUGCUUGAUAUAUAUUUAUUAUGACAGUGUUUUAUGCCACUAUGUUACAUUCAUAAUUGUGAUAUAUUCAAAAGUAUUACUUCCAUUUUGAAAAGUGUGUCUGGUCUGAAAAUAGAGCUGUUGGACUCGUCUCAGUGGUGUGAAUGGUGCAGCAGACUGAGUCCAGAAUCAAAGCAGGAUAUGCUGCCCCCCUCAGUUUCAGACACACAUGUACAUUAUGCUAUGCUAAAUGUCUUGUUACCUUCAGUCUAACAACUUGUAUUAUUUACAUAAUUAAUCUCAACCUGAGUCUUUUCUAAGGCUGGGGUUCAGGCUGGUGGUUAAGGUUUAAUAAUUUUUGAUAUUUACUUUUUUGAUUUGUUGUAAUCAGUGUUUACUGUUCAAUAAUCUUACUUUGCACCUUCUGAUGAAAACUACUGAAACACAUUUCACACCUGCUGCAUGUAGAAGAGCUGCCAUUUGCUGCUGUAAUAUGUAUGUAAAUAAUAUUUUUAUAAGGCAUAUUGUCAUGACGUCUUGAUUCUAGA